ACAUCGUCUGCAGGGCGCUUCAGGACACACGCCCCUCUAGAUAUCUCCGCCGUAUAUCUACAACGCCAGCCCGCAGGCAGUGUCAUGUUCCUGCCGCAUUUUACCCUCGUGUGGCUGGCAUCAGAGACCGGACAGUGUCUUUCUGAUCAAUCGUCACGAUGAGCGCACGCGUAAAAGAUUCUGAUAUCGUGGAGGUGGCCAAGGCCUACCCUUCUCAACAGGGCAUGGAAACUCCCGCCUCGGAGAAGACCGCUACGAUUACUGAGAAAGGAUUUAGCCUUAACUUCCAAGAACUGGAACAGGAGGCCUUCACUGACGGUCGGGUGGCUCCCACUGAGGAGGAGAAACGAGCCUUGCGUCGAGUCGCUGACAGGGUCCCGUGGACUGCCUAUACUGUCGCCUUUGUCGAGCUCUGCGAACGUUUCUCGUACUAUGGAACGACUGCAGUUUUCGUCAACUUCAUCCAGCAGCCUCUGCCUGCGGGUUCACGAACUGGUGCUGGUUUCGAGGGCCAGUCUGGCGCUUUAGACAUGGGGCAGCGAGCUUCCACUGGAUUAACAAUGUUUAACACUUUCUGGUGUUACCUUACGCCCAUUCUCGGUGCAUGGGUUGCGGACGAGUUCUGGGGGCGUCUAAAGACCAUCCAGGCAUCGAUAGGCUUCGCCAUGGUGGGCCACAUCCUUUUGAUCAUCUCUGCGGUACCUGAUAUUAUUGUCCAUCCUAAUGGGGCCAUCGCCUGCUUCACUAUUGGUCUUGUUAUCUUCGGUAUCGGUGCAGGAGGCUUCAAAUCAAACAUCGCUCCCUUGAUAGCAGAGCAGUACAAAGAGACGAGACUAUGGGUCAAAGUAAUUCCCAAGACUGGCGAGCGUGUCAUUGUGGAUCCAGCGCAGACAAUUACUCGGAUAUUUCUCUAUUUCUAUUUCAUGAUCAACGUCGGUGCUUUGCUCGGCUCUAUUGCGAUGGUCUAUGCUGAAAAAUACGUUGGAUUUUGGCUCUCGUUCCUUCUUCCCACAGUUAUGUUUUGCUUCUGCCCACUAGUCCUAUUUUUGUGUCGUAACAAGUACGACGUGACUCCUCCCACCGGAUCUGUAGUUGUGAAAGCUCUGAAGCUCUGGUCACUGGCCUUGAAGGGAAAAUGGUCGUGGAAUCCGUUCACACUGAUCAAGAAUGUCCGUGGUGACGAUUUCUGGGAACGCGUCAAGCCUAGCAAGAUUGAGGACAGGCCACAGUGGAUGACAUUCGACGACCAAUGGGUUGACGAGGUGCGGCGUGCACUUAAGGCUUGUGCCGUUUUUCUCUGGUACCCAAUAUACUGGUUGACAUACGGCCAAAUGACGGGUAAUCUGACGUCUCAAGCUGCUACGAUGCAGCUGGACGGCGCUCCCAACGACAUUAUCAGCAAUCUGGACCCCCUUGCUCUGAUCAUCUUCAUCCCGAUCAUGGACCACUUUGGCUAUCCGGGUAUCCGCAAACUGGGAUUCACCUUUACUCCACUGAAGAAGAUUUUCGUUGGAUACAUGAUGGCUACUAGUGCCAUGAUAUCCGCCGCGGUCAUCCAGUACUACAUCUACAAGACGAGCCCGUGUGGGAGCCAGGCUAGUAGCUGUAAAGAGACUGCCCCGAUCAACGUUUGGGUGCAGGCCAUACCGUAUGUGCUGAUUGCAUUCUCCGAAAUCUUCGCCGCAAUCACCGGAUACGAAUAUGCCUACACCAAGGCUCCCAAAAACAUGAAGAGUUUGGUCCAAUCAUUGUUUCUAUUCAUGAACGCCAUCUCCUCUGCCAUUGCUCAAGCUCUCGUCUCUCUAUCCGCCGAUCCUCUUCUGAUCUGGAACUACGGCUUCGUGGCUGUGCUUGCCUUUGUUGGCGGCACCCUAUUCUAUAUCACCAACUACAGUCUCGAUAAGCAAGAAGACCAGCUCAACAACCUUGAGGAGUCCAAGUUCCUUGGUCGUGGUAACCAAUCACAAGACGAGAAGGUUUGAACUAAGAAAUUAAAAACAAACAAAAGGCAAAGAAAAGGAUG
Molecule: messenger RNA, 2023 nt
Organism: Paecilomyces variotii
Lineage: Eukaryota; Fungi; Ascomycota; Eurotiomycetes; Eurotiales; Thermoascaceae
Product: putative MFS peptide transporter
Exons: 7
Coding region: 159-1982 (607 amino acids)
Biological process (GO): oligopeptide transport; transmembrane transport
Cellular component (GO): membrane
Molecular function (GO): dipeptide transmembrane transporter activity
Source: RefSeq, a predicted model, not a curated record